This is a messenger RNA of Sesamum indicum (sesame), 2416 nucleotides long. Its product is annotated as Leucine-rich repeat protein kinase family protein. Gene Ontology annotation, molecular function: protein kinase activity; protein binding; ATP binding. Gene Ontology annotation, biological process: protein phosphorylation. NCBI's taxonomy places the organism in Eukaryota, Viridiplantae, Streptophyta, Magnoliopsida, Lamiales, Pedaliaceae. The record is from RefSeq and is a predicted model, not a curated record.
CAUUAAUGCCCUCGAGAAUCACUCCCACCUCUCUCUUACUUUGUUCAAAUUGAAAACAAAAUCAUCUCAUCAUCUUCACCAAACCAACCUGGUGGAGUACCCCUACCCACCCCACCACCCCAGAUAGAGACACAGUCUUGCUGCAACUUCUGGUUGCUGAAGAUUUGUGUAUGUAUCAUAUAAAAAGCUUGGAUCUUUAUGUGUUGCAUUAUUGAGUUUCUUUCGAAGUUGUGAUUCGAAAAGAAUGGGUUUUUGUUAAAGCUGUUGAGUUUCUUCAUUGCAUGCAUUUUCAAGAUUGGAUUUUUGUUCAAGAAAUAAAGCAUGGACAGCUUGAGUGUUGAUGGUCUUCUUAAGUUUUUGAGCUUCUUCACGUUCUGCAUUUCUUUCAGUUCUUCACUGAAUCCGGAUGGGUUCUCACUGUUAGCUCUCAAAGCAGCAAUUGUGAAAGAUCCGACCCAAGCUCUGAUUUCUUGGUCUGAUUCAGAUUUAACUCCCUGCAGAUGGGCUGGGAUUAUCUGUGAUCACACUCAUCAGAGAGUCACCUCCAUUUCACUCUCCAGCAAGAAUCUCACCGGCUACAUUCCAUCAGAAAUUGGUGCUCUCUCAUUCCUUAUGUUUCUUGAUAUUUCGCAGAAUUCUUUCAGCGGGGCCUUGCCACACCAUAUCGCCACCCUUCAAAACCUCGUUCAUCUUGAUAUAUCUUCCAAUAACUUCAAUGGUUCACUCCCCGAAAGCCUGAGCAACUUAACCCAUUUGAGAGGGACCCUAAAUCUUUCAUAUAAUGAAUUUUCUGGUGAGAUACCGCCGAGUUUUGGGCAGUUUCCGGUGAUGGUUAGCCUUGACCUCCGGCACAAUAACCUCACCGGUAAAAUACCUCUGGUGGGGUCAUUGUUAAACCAGGGUCCAACUGCAUUUUCAGGGAAUCCUUAUCUCUGUGGGUUUCCAUUAAACAUUCCAUGCACAGAGCCAGAAGCUCAAAAUCCAAGAUUCUUGAACAACCCUCAAAAGCCCGAAAAAGAUGGCGUUUCCUCAAAUGGGAUUCUGGAGAACAGAAAGGUAAAUGGGGGGGCAGUGACAGUUUCUGUGAUUUCCGGGGUUUCUUUUGUGGUUGGGAUAGUCUUUGUUUCAGUGUGGGUGAUGAAGAAGAAAUGGAGGAUGGAGGGGAGUAAAACGGGAAAAGAAAAUUUAAGCGCAGAAGUGAUGGGGAUGGGGAGUGGGGAAGAUCAGCAAAAGGGUAAAUUUGUUGUCAUGGAUGAAGGGUUUAGUUUGGAAUUAGAGGAUUUGUUGAGGGCAUCAGCUUAUGUUGUGGGGAAAAGUAGGAGUGGGAUAGUGUACAAAGUGGUGGUUGGUGGUGGUGGAAAGAGGGUAGGAUCAGGCUCAGUGAGCUGUGGUGGUCCAGUGGUGGUCGCUGUGAGGCGGCUUAGCGAGGGCGAUGCCACGUUGAGGUUUAAGGAGUUUGAGGCUGAGGUGGAAGCCAUUGGCAAGGUGAAACAUCCUAACAUUGUGAGGCUGAGGGCAUACUACUAUGCUACUGAUGAGAAAUUGCUGAUUUCUGAUUUCAUCAGGAAUGGAAGCUUGUACACUGCUUUGCAUGGAGGACCAGGAAACACCUUGCCUCCCCUAUCAUGGGCUGUGAGGCUGAGAAUUGUUCGUGAAACUGCAAGAGCUCUUACACACAUUCAUGAGUGCAGCCCGAGAAGGUACAUCCAUGGAAACAUAAAAUCAUCGAAAAUCCUCCUUGACGACGAGCUAAAACCAUUUAUCUCUGGGUUUGGGCUAUGCCGGCUUGCAACGGCCAUCUCAAAAUCUGCAAAUGCAGCUUCUAGGAAUAAGCAAAAUCUGAAGAACCAAGAGAUUCCGAAAACUUCAGUUUCAUCAUCCAUUAUGUAUGUUGCACCAGAAGUUAGACCUCUAGGUGCCCGGCUCACUCAAAAAUGUGAUGUCUACUCUUUUGGGAUCUUGAUUUUGGAAAUACUUACGGGUCGGGACCCAGAUCUUGGCUCGGAUCAGAAUGAUGGUGAGGGACUCGAGGGCCUCGUGAGGAAGGUGUUCCGAGAAGAAAGACCACUGUCUGAGAUUAUAGAUCCCACUCUAUUACAUGAGGUUCAUGCAAAGAAACAAGUCGUUGCGAUGUUUCAUAUUGCACUAAAUUGCACAGAACUAGAUCCGGAGCUGAGGCCUAAGAUGAGAACCGUUUCUGACAACCUUGAUAGCGUCAGAUUGCAGUGAAGAAGUAUGCAACCUCAAUAUGUAUCUCGUGUAAAGAUGUCUUCUCAUUGUAGGAUCAAGCUUAUGUCAUAGGUGGUUUGAGAUGGGCGUGCGCAAGUAGCUGCUGUAGUUCUGGCUGUCUCUUCCACUGAAAAAUUUCUCAAUUCUUGGAAACAGUUGCAGCCCUCUAUUCUAAAUUUGUGUUUCA